AUGUAUCGAGAUUCAUAUCAGUCGGGACUGUUGUCUAUCUUCUACAGUGUUGGACAGAAGCCUCUCCUCAACUGGAAGGCAUGCUGCCAGUCAGGAAGUAUCAAGAGGCUGACCGACUCAGCCAUUCGAUCCAUUGUUCUUGAUAUCCGCGGAAAUAAUGUCAGCACCACGUAUAUUGAAUGCCCUGCCUGUGAAAAUGAGACCUUGGGCAUUAAAAUGCCCAUUUUUGUAGUCCUCUUCAAAAAUAUGAAUCGCUUCUUCUCAUUCCAGAUUGAAACCCUCGACUACAGUGGCUUUCCGAGGAGAUUUAGAGCUAGCAAUUCCACAAAGAACACGCUCAUUCGCCAGUUUUGCACCAACAUGCCGCUUUUCCUUCACCCGGGGUGGAACACCGUGGUGUUUGAUUUGAACCGCUUGAUGGAGUACUGUUAUAAGCAACGUCUGCGCGAAGUCACGCGAGUUCGAAUCAACGCUAACUGUCGUCUCCGACGGGUCUACUUUUGUGAUCGUGCCUAUGGAGAAGAGGAGACGCCAAAAGACUACAAAUUGCAGGUUUUGCAUGGAUAG
This is a messenger RNA of Hydatigera taeniaeformis, 567 nucleotides long. Lineage: Eukaryota; Metazoa; Platyhelminthes; Cestoda; Cyclophyllidea; Taeniidae. The record is from the annotation of a GenBank genome assembly.